Octopus sinensis (East Asian common octopus) is the source of this 435-nucleotide messenger RNA. RefSeq lists its product as uncharacterized. The record is from RefSeq and is a predicted model, not a curated record. NCBI's taxonomy places the organism in Eukaryota, Metazoa, Mollusca, Cephalopoda, Octopoda, Octopodidae. Bases 1 to 435 code for a protein of 144 amino acids. The transcript has a single exon.
AUGAAUGAACUAGACUCUCCACCCACACUGGAAGAGCUCAGCAAGGCAAUCGACACAUUAGCCUGUGGCAAGGCUCCCGGGAACGAUGGCAACCCAUCAGAAAUCCUCAAAUGUGGGAAACCUGCACUGCUACACUCCCUGCAUGAUUUACUCUGCCUCUGCUGGGAACAUGGUCAUAUACCGCAAGACAUGAGAGACGCUAAAAUCGUCACCCUGUACAAAAACAAAGGUGAUCGCAGCGACUGCAACAACUACAGGGGUAUCUCUCUACUCAGUGUAGUCGGUAAAGCCUGCGCACGAGUCACACUAGCGCGUCUACAAACAUUGGCAUACCGUGUUUACUCGGAGUCACGGUGUGGUUUCAGAGCAGGACGAUCCACAGUGGACAUGAUAUUCUCACUACGACAACUGCACGAGAAGUGCCUAGAACAAUAG